Molecule: messenger RNA, 1788 nt
Organism: Monascus purpureus
Lineage: Eukaryota; Fungi; Ascomycota; Eurotiomycetes; Eurotiales; Aspergillaceae
Source: the annotation of a GenBank genome assembly
GAUGUGGCACAUUUCUCUCUCCUUUGUCCUCUCGAGCAUAAUACGAGAAACUGAAUACACUCGCUUUCUACCGUUUCUUGUCUCUAGCUCGGAUUCUCCAUAAGACUGCUGGACAGCCUGCUUUCGCGCCUCUCCUUGGCACGCCUUCGCUCUUUCAUUUGACAGUUCUUUUCUAGCUUCAUCAUCGUUUUUCUCUACAAUCCCAUCGCAUACCGAUAUCCAAUCUCUAUACAUAAUAACUUCAUCUAGUCAGAAUUUGAACAUUUUGCAGACAGAGCCAUCCCUUUCAUUUCGAGAUAUCCCGUUCGACAUUGUCCUGUACGCAAGAUCUUCUAUCGCCGCCCAUAUGACAUCCUUCGAAUGAUGGUAUUUCAAGAUGGAACAUGUCCUGCCCUCCGAUCUAGAUCCGUUACAUCCAACUCUUUCGGUUCCGGGUAGCCAGUACACAUCAACCACCAGUCGCCGUGAGACCAACAAAGGGAUUCAUGCGCGGCGUCUUCUGUUGCAAAACUGCAGUCGUCGACUUGGCCUGCGAAUCUUUGGAAAUCAUGUUGGACACCACGGAUCACCAUCAGGGGUCCCUUCACCACCAGACUCGGCUAUAGACUCCAUUCCAGCACAGGAUGCUUCGAACAAACCCGAAUUCCUACCAAAGUUACAAGCUGCUAUGACGCGGCACCGCCGACGGCCAUCUGAUCCUGUUUCAUCGUCCGAGAGCGUCGGAAGGCGAAGGCGACAUCAACCUCGCCAAAGAUGUGCCGGAACAAUACGGAGAGGAAAUGCGAACAGAUCCUUUAACUCUAUUCUGAGCAAGCAAGACUGCAGGAAGAAACUGAUUAUCUUGGUUAUAUCCGGAGUCUUCCUCGCUGCAGUUGUGGCUGUUUAUUGUGCACUUUCUGUAUCCAAAGCCACAUUAGACCGUGAGCUUCAUAUUCUAUUAAUAUUUAUGGUUAUGAUACUCGUGGUCCUCUUCGGUCACUCCCUCAUUCGCUUCUGCAUGGUGGCCUUACAGCGACCACGGUCCUCUGUUGCCGAGAACCGCAUACCAAGCAGGGAAGGGCCAGUUGGAUACGCUCAGCUGGAACAUCCGAUACCUGUUAUUGUCCCAGGGGAUGAAGAGAGCUUGAUAGGGGAGAAGCCUGCAGCUCCCCCUCCGGCUUACGGACUCUGGAGGAGUAGUGUGGUGAGUGCUAAUUCUUCGGCUUUUCUGAUCAAAUACCAUUCUGAAUCUCAUCUGCGAGGGCAACCCCCCGAGAAGUAUGCCUUGUUAACAUGUAUUAUUCCAGAGAAUAAACCCUGACCUGCUUUACUGGAGGCGUGUCAGUGGCUCACCGUUAGCCAGAGACACCAUCAAUGAGGAUCCAGGUGAACAUCGCCCUCCGAGUUAUGUUUCGGACGAUGGUGUCGAUUAUGUUAUUCAUGCACAACCACGGUCUCUUAUACCAACUGGGCCAAUUGACGCCUGUAGUCGCCCGUGAUCAGACCUGUCCAUGCAUGCCAGAAUUGGAUGUGAUUUUUCUUAGCGGAGACACCCUAGGAAGUUGUCCUUCCAGGGAUUCCAGUCCGGCUGUAAACUAUUCUUUUCUUCGUGUCUAUAUGUGGAGCGGCGGAUGCGGAGUAAAUGCAUACAUAUGAUGCUUGAUACUUACUAUCCUUGAGAAUAGCCAUGCGCUGGCACGCAUGUCCAAUCGCAUCAUUGAUGGUUUUGCAAAUUUUGUAAAUAGCUGCAUUUGAAGUCCUUGGAUAUCUGUGCCAAUUAACUGGUGUCUAUUUGCAAUUCGAUCAUGG